AUGUAAGUGAAGUGUCACUGUCAUUACUGUCAUUUACUCCAUGAAAGUAAAUUUGGUAAAUAAAUAGUAGUUUCAAGUAAAAUAAUAAAACUUGAAAAUGUCGAAACCAAAGAAGGUAUUAGAAGAGGCCCGAGAAUUUCAAAAUCCCGAAUUGGAUCUAUUUGAUAGAAGCAUAUCUUCGUUUGAAGAAUUACCAGGAUUAUUAACGAUGACAAAUAUUACGAGAUUGACUCUAAGCCACAACAAGAUAAAAUCUGUACCACCAGGUCUUGCAAAUUUAUCGAAUUUGGAAAUAUUGAAUUUGGCAAAUAAUCACAUCGAGGAAUUGCCAUUAUCGUUAUCUUCCAUGCCUAAGUUGAGGAUUUUGAACUUGUCCAUCAACAGGCUGUACACUUUACCAAGAGGCUUUGGAGCUUUCCCAGUACUGGAAGUCCUGGACUUGACAUACAACAAUUUAAAGGAAGAAUCCCUGCCUGGAAAUUUCUUCAUGAUGGAAACUUUACGAGCCUUGUACUUAGGCGACAACGAUUUCGAAUACCUUCCAGCUGACAUUAAGAAUCUCAAGAAUUUACAAAUCCUAGUUUUGAGAGAAAACGAUCUGAUAGAAUUGCCGAAGGAAAUAGGCGAAUUGACACGUCUUAGGGAGCUCCAUUUGCAGGGCAACCGCUUAACUAUUUUACCUCCUGAAAUUGGAAAUUUGGACAUGUCCUCCAACAAAUCAGCCUUCAGAUUCGAAGGAAACGAAUGGGUUAAGCCUAUUGCUGAUCAGUUACAGCUUGGCAUAAGUCAUUUACAGGAUUAUUUGAAAAGUGAAACCUACAGAGUGUUGCACAGCAGGUUUACAACAAAUAAACCAGACAUACCUCCUCCAUGUGUCGAUAAGGCAAAGAAAAUAUCUCGUGUUCGUUAGGAAAACGUACCAUUUAAAAAAAUCAAAUAUUUGUGCCUUUAACACUGCCUUAUUAGUUGUAAUAUUGAAAUAUUAUUAAGUUCUAUUAAUUUAUUUGAUAUGUCUAAACACGUUUUAACUAUAUAUUUUUUUAAUAAUUAAUUUUAUAUAUUCUAACGCAACCUUUUUCACUAAUAAAUUGAACUAUUGUACAAUUUGCUAAUAUAAAAAUGUAACAGGUAACAGUAUUGUUAAAAAAAUAUGUGUAGUUAUAAGAUAACUACAAUUUCUUAUAUUAAAAUUUAAUAAAGAAAAUAACAAAUUUAUGACCAGCAUUCAGUUUGAUACCUACCGAUUUUUUCUAGUUUCUCGAUAAAUUUUGUACUUUCUUCAGGGCUUAAACCUCCGGCUUCUUGGCAAACAUCGAGAAAAGCUUUUCGCACUCCUUGUGGCAUAUUUUUGGAACUACCCGCGACGAAUAUUCGAGCUUCGUUUUGCAGUAACUCCCAAACCAGCGGCCCAUUUUCUUUAAUUUUAUCCUGAACAUAACUGAAAAUCACCCGCGUAUAAUAUUUCAUAUCGUCUAGAAUUGGAAUCUUACACUUUGUGGUCUUCGUCUCUCGAAAAAGCAGUUAUGAGCUUCAGUUUAUUUCUGCUAGCAAGUCUUUGGAAAUCUUCUUUGCAUAAAAAGUCUUUGUUUCUAUAUCGACAACCAAAAAAUAGAACUGGAUUGUUUAAAUGAGAAUUCUCGUCGGAUUUUUCGAACACAAAACUACGAAAUGAUGCUACACC
Phyllotreta striolata is the source of this 1681-nucleotide messenger RNA. Lineage: Eukaryota; Metazoa; Arthropoda; Insecta; Coleoptera; Chrysomelidae. The record is from the annotation of a GenBank genome assembly.